Molecule: messenger RNA, 3480 nt
Organism: Sordaria macrospora k-hell
Lineage: Eukaryota; Fungi; Ascomycota; Sordariomycetes; Sordariales; Sordariaceae
Source: RefSeq, a predicted model, not a curated record
AUGAUUACAAGCAGUUUCACCACCACCUACGGCCCGCGACUUCUGGAAGAAGUUGCUUUCUUUCUGAUGGCAAAUCCACCAUUUCCUCUAAAUAAUCCGGAGCCCAUAUUCGAUGAUGGAAACGAAAAUGGUGCCAACAGCAGUGAAGGCGAAGAACCGGACGUAUUUGCUAUUCAUGGGCAGCCAAAGGCUCACAACGGGCAAACACACAAGGCGAAGCACAGACAGUCUCCAGGAUACAAGCCCCCCAUCACCGAUCAACCGGUCAAAAAGAACUCAAACGACCCAGCGACUAUUAUGAGAGACGCACGUCUCGACCUAGAACACAUCUGCGAGAAGUUACCUGUAGAGGCAGUAAUGAAAGCAAACCUGUUCCAGAUCGGUGCUAGUGCUAUCAAUUCUGGAUCGCAUCCGACAGAUGAAGCAAGACAACUGCUGAAGGAACUCGCAAAUCUCGUACCUCAAUAUCGAACUCGCAUCAGAAAAUGUCUGGAGAAGCAACCAGCUCCAGGCAGCCUUCAAAGCAAUGCAUCCAAGCAGCCGUUCCCGCAUACCGUCUUGGAAUUCGCUAGGAUGGUGCCGUUGAGCAUGAUAUUGUUUUUGCUACGAAUAGUUCUGAAAGAGGACCCGAGUCAGAUGAUGGCACGAUCGGCUCCAGACUGGAAGCCAUUGCUACACCAUGCUAUCGAGCAAGAAGCAUAUGACCGCGACAGGCUGGGGGGUCUUACAUCUGAGAUCUGUCGACUUAUGAAAGAGCCCAACGAUGCAAUUUGCAUGGUUAAUGAGCUUGAUGAGAACUGCAUUCAUCUGGCCAUCCGGCACAACAUUCAAGGCACAGAGAGCAUAAUCAACUUGGUUGAUACUCAAAAUGCCAACAAUGCUUUGACCCAGAUGCGGAUUUCGACUAACAGUCAGGAACCUGGAAACACGCCUUUACACGAUGCACUACACUUCAGCAAAGUUGCGCUUCACGAAGAUACCCCUUGUCUAGUUAUGACAGACCCAUCCAUGUCUCCCUACAUUGGUGCCGGUUUCACUAACGCCGGCAACGAGGAUACGCCUAUCAUUAAGCCAGUUCAGAGAAUUGACAGCGGACUUUCUUUAUCAGAAAGGCAACGCAGAACCGGCACUGCCACUCAUUUCGAUCUUGACAAACAUCUGGAAGACCGCAAUAGUGGCUCCAGAUUGUGCCAGAGCUGCACUUUCGCCAAUGAGGAAAAUCAUAAAGUCCCGGACUACGAUACUUACUUCGGCGUGGUCAAGGCACUAAUUACGAAAGCCCCUGGUGUCCUGAAGCAACAAAAUGCCUUCGGCCAGUGCCCUUACGCUUUUCAUCAUGCCACCAGGGAGGAGAGCACGGAAGAGAGGCUAAAUGCGACGCGACAACCGCACAAGACCGUAGACGACAAGCAACUAAUGCCGGAUUUGGGCCUGAACCCCAGAGUUGGAGGCCACAUCAAGCCAAACGGACGCAUCAAACCCGACGGAUCAACUGAAGUUAUUCCGGACCAUGACCUGGGGCGCUGGUAUGACAGUAAGUCUCAGCAUACUGAGACGCACGAGUGGAAGUACAACUACACCAAUUCCAACCGCCUCACGGAAUACUUGGAGGAUAAGGUGGUCGAGGUGGCUGGAGGCUACAAGAACGCCAUUGAGUUUCUCUUUCCCGACCUUACCAAAAGCAACGCUGUCAAGAGCCGUGAGUUUCAUCAUCCGCGGCGAGUGAAUUCUCAAACCCGCUUGUUGUACGACUUCCUUAUCUUCGAACCAAGACUUUCCUAUCUUCGUCUCAGCCUACAGCCGGACAGGUCGUAUAUCCUCUUGAAUGACAAGGACCGUGAAAAGCAAAAUGCCGACGACGCUAAGAACAUCGAGUCCGUGUUUAGAUGGCUUAGGAAUGAUAAGGGGGUCAACAAGAUUGUGUAUCUGGAAGUAAAAGACAACCCUCAUCGGUACUGCAGCGAGGAGACGAUCGAAUGCUGCCUGAAGCAUAUGGAUGAAAUCCGAUUCUUGGACUGGGACAAGCCAGACAUUUCGCUAAACACCAUAAGCAAGGCCAAAGGCCUGUCUGAGCUGUCCUUAUACUCAUCUGGAACAAAUGCCGUGUUCCAUCAUUGGUCAGACACGAAGGGAUUGGUACAAUUGCGGCAAUUGAGGAAGGUCUGGUUGUACGCGAAAAUGUGUCUGGACACUGAAAACAUCAAGAGAUUGGUUGAACAACACCUUGAUAAUCACGAUCAUUCGACUGCCAAGAGCCACGAUCAAUCGACUACUAAGAAGCAUGAUCAAUCGGUUGCAUCUUCAUCCAAAGAAAGCAAGAAAAUCCAACACCUGCCACCGGGCAUCAAGUCAUGGCUAGAUACCAAUCGCCUUACUGAUGCGCAGAUGCGAGAGACAGAGGAGUUGAUCAAGUCCACCAAGACUCCUGAGAUAAUAACAGCCUGGAUUGAAACCGGAGAGCCGACUGUCAAGCAACCUGAGCGCUCUGCCCAAAACUUUGUGCCGCAAAGAACUCAUCCAGGCUUUGAAGCCGUGAAGGCAUUCAAUGCAGCCAUGGUAACCAACAUGAGCGACAGACUGAAGGUUAUCGAAAGAGUCAAAGUGGCCCUAGUUGAUGACGGUGUUGAUCCGGAGUAUGAAAGUGUGGGAAAGUAUUUGGCAAACAAUGGCUUCCCGCUGGGAACACCGGACGGCAAAACGGUGCCCUUUUACACAUCGACAAAGCAACAUGGCAGCAAAAUGGCAUGGGUUAUCUCCACAAUCUGCCCUUUCGUCGAGAUAUAUGUUGCAAAGAUGGACAACUACCAUGAGCUUGACCUUGGUAAUCCUGCUUUUGAUCCGGAGAGAGCAGUAAAGGCGGUAGAGUGGGCACUUAAACGCGACGCUGAUAUCCUCUCCAUGUCCUGGCUUUUUCGCUAUACCCAAGCCGUGGAGGAGCAUACCAACGAGCUAACCCGUCUCCUCGACCACAGUCCAUACUCAAAACCGCCCAUAAUGUACUGCGCCGCCAAGGACACCCGCGGGGAUGACUCAGCCAGCGCUACUUACUACCCAGCCGGAUGCAAUUUAACCCAAACGGUUGGCGCGGCCGACAUUCACUGCAAGCCAAAGCCGUAUGUCACACUCGAAGACACGGAAUGGCUGUUCCCAGGAACCAACGUGUUUGAGGAUCCAGCCGAUAGUGGAAACUCGGUCGCAACAGCUGUGGCUGCUGGCGUGGCGGCGCUGGUGUUAUUCUGUCUAAACGACGUAGGGGUGCAGUGGGAUCAAAUUAAGCCAAAGGUUACACCGAAACAGCUCAUGGAACAGCUGUUCAAGGGGUUGCAGGACGAGCAUUCUAAAACGAAAUACGUGGACCUUGCGAAACUCUUCAAGUUCGAAGAGAAUGAACUGGAGAAGAUAAGUUCAAGGUUUCUUGUAGACAGACUCAUUCACUAUAUACCCGGGCUGAGGGAUGCAAUCGGCCGGAGCAGAAUCUGA